Molecule: messenger RNA, 1388 nt
Organism: Tilletiopsis washingtonensis
Lineage: Eukaryota; Fungi; Basidiomycota; Exobasidiomycetes; Entylomatales
Product: WD40 repeat-like protein
Exons: 4
Coding region: 23-1261 (412 amino acids)
Molecular function (GO): protein binding
Source: RefSeq, a predicted model, not a curated record
CAGCAGUGCCUUGCUCCGCAGCAUGGCCUCCUACCUUCUCGCCGCCGCCUCGCCGCCGGGCGCGCCAGUGUGGGCCGUGCAGCCGCUGCCGCUCGACGCCGGGCCCACCGCCGUGCUCGCAGCGGGCGCGGCCGGCGAGCUGCGCCUGCUCGCUCCGCUGCCGUCGGGCAGCGCCGCCUGUCUGGCUGCACAUGCACACAGCAGCAACGGUGCCAGCAGCAGCAACGGCGAUACAGGCAGCAGCAGCAGCAGCAGCGCAGGCAGCGGCAUUGGCGUCUUUGCCGUCGCCGUCGCCGGCGAGCGCGUGCUCAGCGUCGCCGCAGACGGCAGCGUGGCGCUCUGGCAGCUCGACCUCGCCGCCGUCGCCCAGGCGGCCGAGCGCGCCGCAGCCCUCGAGGCACAGCCGGAAAGCGCCGAGAGCGCCUCGCCGUCGUCGUCGGAUGCGCCGACGCUGCUGCGUGCUCUCGCCGCCGUGCCCACGCUGGCGCCACACCUCGAGGCACACGUCGUGGCCCUGCAUCCGACGCAGCCGCUGCUGGCCGCCGUCGGCGCCGGGCCACGUGUGGCGCUGUGCAGUGCUGCGCCGGAAGACUUUGGAACGCUGCAGCGCAUGUGCGAUGCACCAGACGCGCAGGCAGGGGCAAGCCGCGGAGGCAAGGGCGCGUCGACGGAGAUGGCGACGUGCGUGGCAUUCAGCCCGAGCGGUGAGCUGCUCGCGUCGGGCACGUCCACCGGCCUCCUGCUGGUGCAUGCUGUCGCCUCGGGACGUCUGCUGGCGACGUUUGCAGACCACGCAUUGCCCAUCCGCUCGCUCUCCUUCUCCGCGCCGCACGUCGGCGCCGAGCGCGACCAUCUGCACGUCUGCUCCGAGGACCGCACGCUCACCAUCCACGACGUGCGCAGCCUCGAGCGCAGCGCCGCCUCCGCAGCGGCAGCGCAAGACGCAGCGCCGGCCGAGGCAGCCGGCAUCGCGGCGGGUGCCACGGUGGCCUGCUUGCGGCAUCCAGGCUGGGUCACGGGCGCCAGCGCUGGGCCCCUGCUGGCCACUUCAAGCACCGACGGAGCGCUGCGGCUGUACGACACGCGUGCCGGGCGCACAUGCGUGGCGACACUGCGCGAGGGGCCGCGCAUCUGGGCGUGCGUGUGGACGCCGCCGCUGGCCGGCCUGCCGCCGAGCACCGCCAUGCUCGUCAGCGGGAGCGAGUCGGGCGAGGUGCGCUGGUACCGCGCCGCCGGCACGGGCCUGGGCGCCGCCGACUGAUGUGCCACGCAAUGCACACAACUCAACGAUCAGACAACGGCGGUCCAUUUUGGGUGGUGGGGGCGAAUAGAGAAGCACAGAGGCGCGGCCAGCAGUGGUGCCUGACUCGUCGUCGCAGCGUCUACUC